CUGGUUUUGCAAAAUCAUCAACAACUAUCACACCUACAAACUUACAUAGAAAGAAAGGAGAGAGAGAUGGAAGUUCUUCCACAUUUUAGCCAUGUUCAUCCUCUGGUUUUCAAUGAUGGGAGAAGCCAUGAAAGUGAGGAGGUUUAUUGUUGUGCGUGUGGGGAGUUGGUGUCAGGUCCAAGGUUUAGUUGCGUGGACUGUGGGUUUCAUCUUGACAAGAACUGUGCUGAGGCACCUGUUGAGAUGAACCACCCCUUUCAUCGCCAACAUAACCUUAAGCUUAUGAAAAGCUCUCCAUAUGUUGAAGGUAUUUUUGUGCAAAGACCAUUUUUGUGUCCGAUGUGUUGGAAUUGCUUUCUCUUGCAUGAGCGGAGGACACGAACACCUUCUUCUCUCGUACCUCAGGUAUCUUGGGGGGUACUGUAAUGCUUGCGGUGGCAGUACUGAUGAUUAUGCAGUAUAUAGCUGCAAGGUUUGCAAUUUUAAUGUACAUGAUCAAUGUGCCACUUUACUACCACAAACAACUUGGCACAAAUCAGACAGACAUUGUUUGAUCCUCACCUACCAUGAAGAUAAUGAUUAUUCACAAUAUCAUUAUUGUGAUGUCUGUGAAAAAGAAAGAAGCCCUAAUACUUGGUUUUACCAUUGUCCAAUUUGUGAUAACUCAGCACACCUUUCUUGUAUUUUGAGAGGUGAACCAUUUCUCAAGCGUGGGAUCAAAAUCAAAGAAAGUGAUCAUCCACACACUCUCAUGAUUGUGGAGAAGGUUUAUGAUUAUCCUGAAUGUCACAAAUGUGGUCAUCGUUGCAUGGAUUUGGCUCUUGAGUGUUUGGAUGCAGAAUGCAAAUACAUUAUCCACUGGAAAUGCAGCACAACCUUCCAAUACUUCAGAUCGGCAUAAUGAAUACUGUUGCUUUGACAGUCAAUUGAUGCAGAGGUUGCUGAUGAUCACAGCAAAAAGUUGUUAGUUGUUUAGGUUUUUUUCAUCGUCUUCUUUGUAAGUACAUAUGAUUUCCUUGUUUUAAGUCAUAAUUUAAUAAUGUACAAAAUGUUUGCAUAAUAAAAUUUACUUUGUACAGCUUUAAUGUAA
Gossypium raimondii (Peruvian cotton) is the source of this 1090-nucleotide messenger RNA. RefSeq lists its product as uncharacterized. Lineage: Eukaryota; Viridiplantae; Streptophyta; Magnoliopsida; Malvales; Malvaceae. The record is from RefSeq and is a predicted model, not a curated record. The coding region runs from base 299 to 901 and encodes 200 amino acids. The transcript has 2 exons.